CGGUGCGCGCGGUUACGGGCAGGUUUGGGGUCAGGGACGUGUAACUAACAUUUUAGAGUAAACACUCAGUAAUUAGGUGCUGAAGAGAGUAGACGUGCAUCGAAGUAGAAAUGAGUUCACAAAUUCGACAAAACUUCCACCAAGACUGUGAGGCUGCAGUGAACAGACAGAUAAACCUGGAGCUGUACGCCUCUUAUGUUUAUCUUUCUAUGGCCUACUAUUUCGACAGGGAUGAUAAAAGCCUGCCGAAUUUUGCCAAGUUCUUUAAUGCACAGUCCAAAGAGGAGCGUGAGCAUGCAGAGAAGCUGAUGAGUCUGCAGAACAAACGUGGAGGCAGGAUCUUUCUCCAGGACAUCAAGAAACCUGAUCGAGAUGAGUGGGGGAGCAGCCUGGAGGCUUUGGAGUGUGCCUUACAGCUGGAGAAAAGUGUAAACCAGUCCCUGCUGGACCUGCAGAAACUGGCAGCUGAUCACAACGAUCCUCAUAUGUGUGACUUCAUCGACACACAUUUCCUGGAUGAGCAGGUGAAAUCCAUCAAGCAGCUGGCAGACUGGAUCUCAAACCUGCGCCGUUUGGGAGCGCCUCAGAAUGGCAUGGCCGAGUACCUGUUUGACAAACACACCAUGGGCCCGGAGAGCAGUUAAACUGAGCUGCAGCAGAUCUGCUGCUUCUGCAACACUUGAAUGCAUAUAAAUAGUGUUGCUUCAUUUGCAAAAUUGUCUCCCCCACAAAAAAAUGUAUUUAGAACUCUUUAACUGACAUUACAGCUGUUGUGUUUGCAAAUUUUAUCUGUAUUUUACUGAUAUUGGUAGGGUAAACUCAGUCAGGGGUUAGGUAAAUAUGUGCUGCUCUUUAAGGAUCAAGUUUGAGGACACGGGACAAUGCCACAAAAAACGUUCAAAGAGUUUCACAUUUCUGGUUUUUACUUUACAAGGAAAAAUGUAUUUGUUAAUCCAGUAUGGUUUAUUURAGUGCAAAAUUCUGUUCACAUUAUAGCCAUAGAUAAAACGAUUACAUGAAUUAUAAGCCAACAAAAAAUAGAAACACAGCCAAAGACACCACACUCUUUUGUUUUUGCUUUUUUUGUCAUUUAUUUUAUAUCUAUCCAUCCAUCCCUCCUUCAUCUGCCGCUUGUUCUGAAGUCGGGUUGUGUGGCAGUAGUUUGAGCAGGUGUGACCAGACAUCUCUCUCUUCUGGAAAGGAUUCCAAAAUGUUUCCAAACCAGCCAAUAGUCGUGGUCCUUCCAUCGUGUCUUCUCCCAGUUAGAUCUGCCCGAGGGAGGCAUACAAGGGACUUCCUUACAGAUAUCUCAGUCACCUCAACAGGCUCAUCAACGUGGAGGAGCAGCGRCUCUACUAAAAGSUUCUCCAAAAUAGCUAAACUUUUCACCCCAUCUCCAAGGAAGAGUCCAACUUGUWCACAUUUUACUUCUAAAUAAAGUUGAGUAUUUAUUUAUUUAGCUAUUUAUUUAGUUUAAGCUAAACUUCAGCAUCCUUUACAUUUUUUUUAAGUUUUGUACCUUAUAUUCACAUGAAAUAAAGCAAUUAAUAAAGACACAUUGGUAAAAAGAAUCAUUGAAAUAUGACAUUUAAAUGAGGUUUUAUUUUGUUGUAAUUUUUUUGAUAAUUGAUCGUUUUUCCUGUAGAUGCUUUAUUAAUAUUUGUAAUUUUGAUUGAAUCAAAAUGUAUACACUGUAUGCUAUGAGAAAAUAAAGCAAUAGUGUGCA
Molecule: messenger RNA, 1726 nt
Organism: Austrofundulus limnaeus
Lineage: Eukaryota; Metazoa; Chordata; Actinopteri; Cyprinodontiformes; Rivulidae
Gene: fth1b
Product: ferritin, heavy polypeptide 1b
Exons: 5
Coding region: 111-644 (177 amino acids)
Biological process (GO): iron ion transport; intracellular iron ion homeostasis
Cellular component (GO): cytoplasm
Molecular function (GO): ferric iron binding; ferrous iron binding
Source: RefSeq, a predicted model, not a curated record